CCCGCCCCGAGUCCGCGGCACCGCCCGCUCGCGCAGACCCCGAGCGUGGCCGCAGCGAAGAUGGCGACUGCCAUGUACUUGGAGCACUAUCUGGACAGCAUUGAGAACCUUCCCUGUGAACUUCAGAGGAACUUCCAGCUGAUGCGAGAGCUAGACCAGAGAACGGAAGAUAAGAAGGCAGAGAUUGACAUCCUGGCUGCGGAGUAUAUUUCCACAGUGAAGACUCUCUCUUCAGACCAGCGUGUGGAGCACCUGCAGAAGAUCCAGAACGCCUACAGCAAGUGCAAGGAGUACAGUGACGACAAGGUGCAGCUAGCCAUGCAGACCUAUGAGAUGGUGGACAAACACAUCCGAAGGCUUGAUGCUGACCUGGCACGCUUUGAGGCUGACCUGAAGGACAGGAUGGACGGAAGCGACUUUGAAAGCACUGGAUCACGAAGCUUGAAAAAAGGUCGGAGUCAGAAAGAAAAGAGAAGCUCCCGGGGCCGAGGCAGGAGGACGUCAGAAGAGGACACACCUAAGAAAAAGAAGCAUAAAAGCGGGUCUGAGUUUACCGACAGCAUCCUAUCUGUGCACCCCUCUGACGUGCUGGACAUGCCUGUGGAUCCAAAUGAGCCUACGUACUGCCUGUGCCACCAGGUGUCCUACGGGGAGAUGAUCGGCUGUGACAAUCCAGAUUGUCCAAUUGAGUGGUUUCACUUUGCCUGUGUGGAUCUCACCACAAAGCCCAAAGGAAAGUGGUUCUGUCCCCGAUGUGUGCAGGAAAAGAGGAAGAAGAAGUAACGAAGAGGUUGUUGUGCCAGGCUGAAGAGCAAGCUAAUAUAUUUCUUCACUCAUGUUGCAAUAUUAUCUUUCAUUUAAAAACUACCUUAUUUCAACUGAUAUUUAAUAAUUCAGUGGCCAAUUGUAGUUUUGGAUAUUUCCCAAAAUAAGAAGCCACUGCACCAUUUGCACAGAACAAUCUCGCAGGGACUUGCCACAGUGACUUCCCGUGCAGGCUCCCCACUCCUGCGGCCUCCCAGCACUGGGAUGGCAGCACCCCUUGUGCCGAGGGUCCCUUGGGGCUGUAGGCAAAGUGCAUGGUGCAGGCUGGACAUGUUUUUCACCUGGUCUACUGCCACUGCUCUGUCACUAGAGGGUCGGCCUUGCGUGUCCGUGUCAUCCAGGACCGGCUUGUGGCACCAUGGAAGCUGCUGUUCUGUGAGCCAGGUCUUCCCAGACGCUGGCCAAUGCUGUGCUCUUACCCUGGCUGAAGACCAGGGACUCCUGGCCAACAUACCUCUGAUGUGUCUGGAAGGGACUGGGGGCUCUUCCCAGGUAGAAGUGCCCUCUGUUUCGUUGUGCACCGCCUUUCCAUGUGAACUUCCAGCUCGCCCUGGAGAUUCAGCUUCCAUUAGCCUCGAACUGUCAGUUAUCCGACCAGCACUGCCCAACAGCGGACAGAACAGUCAGGCUGAGCUUCCACCUCUCUGGGAAUUCCUAACUUUUUUUUUUACUGUGAAGAUGAAAUUAUUGUAAUAGCAUGAAGGUCUUGGGUCUGUGUGUCUAUGAAGUGAGUCUGUACUGUGAGCUGAUGUUAGAACUUUGCUGUGUUGCAUCCCACUGGACCACCGGCUUAUAUUCAAGGGGCUACAAUUAUGUGACAUGAUUUGUGAAUUUGUGUGCCCAGUAGCGGUUCUGGAAUGAAGGUAGGAAACUAGAGUAUACUCUUCGUCUAACCAGUGUCCACGAAACCAGUGUUGAAUUUGGAAAUAUUUGGGCGGGGGUGGGGGGAUGUAUGCACAGGGCCUGUUGAGAUGCAUCUGUGGUGGUUCCUUAAGUGUGACAGGAUCCUGAGAGUUUCCUAUGACUUAGAAUUCCUCUGGCAUGUUUUUUAGUGUCUCCGGCUCUCUGAAAACCAAAGAGAGCCUGUCCCUGGCCUCACUCGAGAGAAAGACCCGCAAGGCAGAGCUGGGCUAUGCGAUUUCCAAUUUAAGGAGAGACCAGUUGUUUAUCUGACGACAGGCAUAUUGUUUUAAGAUGGCCAUGUCUAAAUCGAUAGAUACAGUUCCCUCCCACUUUAUCCAAGGAAAGGACACAAGGCAAGAGGGAGUUGUAUCUGCCCCACAUUAUGCCAUCAUGGUCCUGUUCUUACUGGUCAGGGUGUCCUGCACAGCCUAUCCCAGUGAGAGGGAGACAGGAAUGGCUUGUGUUUAUGCUACUGAGUUAGUUGGUCCAUGUUGACUCUUCCUGGGCAGCAGGUGCCAGGCAGUUGUCCAAGCUUGUCUCUAGGCUAGGAGGAGCUUUGGAAAUGCAGUUCCUGUGGCCUCUAGGCUUGAGGGGCUGGCUUUCUUCCUGGGGACCCCUUCUCAGGCUCAAAUUAGAUAUUUUCAUUUUUUUUUGUUGUUGGAUUUUUGUUGUUGUUGGUUGGUUGGGGUUUGUUUGUUUGGUUGGUUGGUUGUUUGGUUGGUUGGUUGGUUUGGUUUUUGGUUUUUCGAGACAGGA
Molecule: messenger RNA, 2484 nt
Organism: Microtus oregoni (creeping vole)
Lineage: Eukaryota; Metazoa; Chordata; Mammalia; Rodentia; Cricetidae
Product: inhibitor of growth protein 5
Exons: 8
Coding region: 61-783 (240 amino acids)
Biological process (GO): positive regulation of DNA-templated transcription; positive regulation of apoptotic signaling pathway
Cellular component (GO): nucleus
Molecular function (GO): chromatin binding
Source: RefSeq, a predicted model, not a curated record